ACUCGGAAUUGGCGGGAAGGCCGCACAAUCACCGCCGCUGCUCAUCGUCGUCGGCAGUUAUCGCUCGGGGCUGAUUGGUCUGCUGCCAAGAGCACAGCGUCGCUGCUGUCGCCGUCGGCACCCAUCCAAGCGCUUGCACUGCAUCUGUCUCGGGAGCAUCUCCGAGGCCAUCUGCUGAUCAUCCAACUCGGUCUCUGCCGCCAUGGCCUCCAUAGAAGUGCUGUUUGAAGCGAUAAAGCAGAACCGUGCCGACGACGUCCGGAACAUCCUCCUCAACGACAAGUCUCUCACAUCGGCCAAGCACCGAGAUCCCACCAUCAAGUUCGACGCCGAGCUGGAGCUGGACGCGUACAAGUUCCUGGGAGCUUAUCUCGGCAGCAUUACUGCUCUGCAGUGGGCGCUCAUGUGCGGCCAGGAUGCAAUUGCAAAGGACAUUGUCGAGCGAACGCUGAAGGACGAUAUUGACGUCGCGUUCGGGGGCGGCAACACAGCGCUCCAUCUGGCCACAUUCUUGGGUGCCCGCGAGCUGGUCAAGCUGCUUCUCGAGCGGGGCGCCGAUCGGUCCAUCAAGAACUCGAAAGGAUUUGCCCCCGUCGACCUCGUUGACGACCCCGAGAUCAAGCGCAUCUACGAGUCCAAUUGAGCGGCCGGAAUACGAGAGUGUCUGGCUGAUGGCCCUGCGUCCCAGCAUCCGAAAUAAAGGCCUGCAUGCGACCGCACCAGACAGAUCU
This is a messenger RNA of Polychytrium aggregatum, 731 nucleotides long. RefSeq lists its product as uncharacterized. The coding region runs from base 203 to 643 and encodes 146 amino acids. The record is from RefSeq and is a predicted model, not a curated record. NCBI's taxonomy places the organism in Eukaryota, Fungi, Chytridiomycota, Chytridiomycetes, Polychytriales. The transcript is spliced from 5 exons. Gene Ontology annotation, molecular function: protein binding.